CUGAGGUACUAAGGCCCAGUUAAGCCCCAACAACUUAAAAUGAAAGUUUUAUUAGGGUUUUUUUAUUCAGAGAGAGAAGCAAAGGGAGAAAGGAAACCAAACCAAACUAGUGAGCCGCUGCUUCUCUUCUUCUGUAUCCCAAAAUGGUUGCUUUUAGGUUUCAUCAAUACCAAGUGGUGGGCAGAGGUCUUCCUACAGAAGCAGAUGAGCAUCCCAAGAUUUACCGUAUGAAGCUUUGGGCCACUAACGAAGUCCGUGCCAAAUCCAAGUUUUGGUAUUUUUUGAGGAAGCUGAAGAAGGUGAAGAAAAGCAAUGGACAAGUUUUGGCUAUCAAUGAGAUCUUUGAGAAAAGCCCUACCAAGAUCAAGAACUAUGGCAUUUGGCUGCGAUAUCAAAGUCGAACUGGUUAUCACAAUAUGUACAAGGAAUACCGAGACACAACCCUCAAUGGUGCUGUAGAACAGAUGUACACCGAGAUGGCGUCUCGUCAUAGGGUGAGGUUUCCUUGUAUUCAAAUCAUCAAGACAGCUACCAUCCCAGCAAAACUUUGCAAGAGGGACAGCACCAAGCAGUUCCACAACUCCAAAAUCAAAUUCCCACUGGUAUUCAAGAAGGUCAGGCCACCAACUAGGAAGCUCAAGACGACAUACAAGGCAACCAAACCCAACUUGUUUAUGUAGUUGUUUUUCAUGGCUGGUGGUGGUAGGUCUAAUGCCUUAUAGUUUGAUUACUUCACUUGUUAGAUUGAGAGGGGUUAUCAAAUUUUGAACACUCUAUGUUUACUUUUAUAGUUCUUUUAUGUUUCGAAGAUUGUGUUUUGAUGACUUUACUUUUUAAUUUAAUGAACAUGGUGAAUUUGCUAA
Messenger RNA from Gossypium raimondii (Peruvian cotton), 863 nucleotides. RefSeq names its product 60S ribosomal protein L18a. Gene Ontology annotation, cellular component: cytosolic large ribosomal subunit; ribosome. Bases 144 to 680 code for a protein of 178 amino acids. Gene Ontology annotation, biological process: translation. The transcript is spliced from 4 exons. The record is from RefSeq and is a predicted model, not a curated record. Gene Ontology annotation, molecular function: structural constituent of ribosome. NCBI's taxonomy places the organism in Eukaryota, Viridiplantae, Streptophyta, Magnoliopsida, Malvales, Malvaceae.